CGUCGUACUGCGCAACACAUUCAUAAUGAGGAGAAUUUCACAGUAACCGAGAUCAAUGCUCGAUUCUCAUUCAACGGGUAUAUGCUUGAAGCUUAUAGUCAAUGCGCUCUGAGAAAGAAUCAAACGAGGAGCGAGGAUGUAUCUGGGCACGAUGAUAAAACCGAUCCAAUCAAGUUGUUCCACGACCUACGCCAACUUUUCGAUCCGGACCUGCCUCUUCAUCUUUUGAAAGGCGAAGAGCCAGGAAUGGAUAUCCAUCUGUUCAUCCACGAAUUCUCGAAGCAGUUUGGAACCAAGCCUCGUAUUAUCCAUCCUGCCGAUCUUCGACUUUUGCAUGACCCAAGCCAUCCCUCUGGGUAUCGGCUGUUUUGCAAGACUGAGAAACAGGAAAAUGCUGUCGUCUCCGAAAAGCAGGCGGUUGCAAACGACCCUUGUCAUGACGAAAGCGUCGAGGAGGUCCACCAGAUUGGUUUGGAACUACAUCAGCAUGAGCUGGCUGCUCUUACACCAGAGAUGCAGCGCCAGAUCAGUCUACUGUGUUUCAACGAUAUGCGUUCUGUUCUCCUUGUUCAUGAUAAGCGCAUGCUCGGGAUUAUCAGACAGGAGAUCCCCAAUAUGUUGUCUCGAGAAGUGAUUACCCAGUCGCAGGCGGAUGCCCUGAAAUGGGGGAUUGUCGAGACAGUCUUGUCCAAGUCACUUGAAGCGCAAAGUCUACUGCAGAACUCACAAUCACACCCCAAUCUGAAAAACGACUACAUAUUGAAGCCUAUACGGAGCGGGAAAGGAGAUGGGAUCAUAUUUGGGGAAGAUCUAACAGAUUACGAAUGGAUUAACAAACUGGAAGGCCUGCAGUCAAUCAAUACUCAGAGCCUGGGUACUAGCUACGUCGCUCAACGUCGAAUUGUUCCGCUGCUGUACAAUCUCACACUAAACCUUGGCGAUGGUGAGACUCAGUAUCCUCUUGUGGGGACAUAUCAUGUAGUGAAUGGCAAAUUUGUGGGGACAGGCAUAUGGCGUUCGAGUCUUGAUCGGGUCGUCGCCGUUACCCAUGGCGGCGCAUGGCUUUCCUCAGUCACAUGCGAAUAG
This is a messenger RNA of Periconia digitata, 1086 nucleotides long. Lineage: Eukaryota; Fungi; Ascomycota; Dothideomycetes; Pleosporales; Periconiaceae. The record is from the annotation of a GenBank genome assembly.